Caenorhabditis angaria is the source of this 603-nucleotide messenger RNA. The record is from the annotation of a GenBank genome assembly. NCBI's taxonomy places the organism in Eukaryota, Metazoa, Nematoda, Chromadorea, Rhabditida, Rhabditidae.
AUGAAACAACUCUUAUAUCUCACUACAUUAUUCGUCAUUUCCCACCAAAUAGAUCUGAAGUUCGAACUCGAGCUUUCUUGUAAAUGGCAGGAUGAUUAUUGGGCAACUGUCGAUUUUUACCAGAAAACUGCGUUUUAGUAGGUUUUUGUAUAGAGAUAAGAAUAAACUACAAUGGAGUUUUAGUAAACGAGAUUAUGCGUUGUAUCAAGGUGCAAAUGGGAAAAAUGUAUCUUUGAAAUCAAACAAAAUUGAGGAGAAUUAUGGAUAUUUGGAAAUUUAUGCAAUGGUUUCUCAUAAUUGUUAUACACACUGGCCAAAAAAACCUGUAAGUUGGGAUUUUUCCAACUCACCGUGGGGACCUCAUCUACGGUCAUAGGCAAACAUUUAGAUGAGCACAUUGCUAAAUCCUAACUUCAAACUAUAUUUCAUCCCCCUUUUUAUCUCGAAAAAUAAUUGUUACCCUUGAAGCUAACUGUUUAUAAUUGGAUGUACAACAACCCACAACAAAAAAUGGCAUAUUUUUAUUUUCCAAAAAUCGACGCAAGUUUGGAUGAUUUUACACUUCGCUUCAAAACCAAUUUGGAUGAUUAUGGAACAUUUUAA